Adelges cooleyi (spruce gall adelgid) is the source of this 5073-nucleotide messenger RNA. RefSeq names its product attractin-like protein 1 (gene dsd). Gene Ontology annotation, molecular function: protein binding. Gene Ontology annotation, cellular component: Golgi apparatus. The transcript is spliced from 22 exons. The coding region runs from base 144 to 4049 and encodes 1301 amino acids. The record is from RefSeq and is a predicted model, not a curated record. NCBI's taxonomy places the organism in Eukaryota, Metazoa, Arthropoda, Insecta, Hemiptera, Adelgidae.
UAAAUGUACAGUAUGCAAGUGUGUGAAAGAGAUAGACACACGCAGACGAUUUGGGACACGGCUGACGGCAGCACUCUGAAGUAAACAAUAAUAGAGGAAAAUUUUGAUUUUUGUCCCGUUCAGUUUUUGGUGUGUGCCAUCGCAUGAAAGCAUUGGUGGACAUGUUUUUGUUUCUCUUCAAGUCCAAGUACCGGCGGAAACGGACUAUAGCCGACUUCACUUGUAUUCUAGUAGUGCUGGUGUCACUUUUAGUGUCUGUGAUCGAUUGCAUUGAAGACAAAUGCACACAAGACUUGGACUGCGGCAACGGUUUUUGCCAAAACGGCACAUGCAUUUGCCACGACGGAUGGCAAGGCUCUCAGUGUCAGUACUGCGGUGGUAAAGUCAAGCUCAAUGGAACUUCCGGUGUUAUUUUUGAUGGUAUUGGAAAUUACUCGCUGGAUGUUAAAUGUAGUUGGUUAAUUGAAGCUGGAAAUUCUACCAAUUCAACAAUAAGGCUUCAUUUCGAAGAGUUUAUCACUGAAUGUGGUUGGGAUCAUUUGUACAUUUAUGACGGCGACAGUGUUCAUUCUCCGUUACUCGGCGUUUACAGCGGCUUGAUGUAUACAAAAUAUUAUUCGCUGCAAAGUGUGCCCGAAGUAGUUGCUCAUUCAGGAUUUGCACUGUUGCAUUUUUACAGUGAUAUAGCUUAUAAUUUAUCAGGAUUUAAUAUUACAUACAGUUUAAACUCUUGUCCGAGUACCACGUCCAUGGUCGAAUGUUCAGGCAAUGGUGUCUGUAUCGAUUCUGUAUGCACUUGUGACGCCAAAUUUAUUGGUGAAGCUUGUCACAUUCCUAUUUGUCCUAAUAAUUGUACUGCCAGUAACGGAGUGUGUGAUAGCCAACAACACCGCUGCAUUUGCAAUUCUAAGUACAGAGGAGAUGAUUGCAGUCAAGUAGCUGAACAUGGAUAUUGGGAGGUACUCAAAAAUAGCGACUUUGUUCCACAAGGAUCUGCGUCACAUACGGCAGUUGUGUGGCAAGAUUCAAUGUAUAUUGUCGGAGGAGAGUCUUUCAAAAAAGGACAAAUGUUAUAUGUUUAUGAUUUUAACGGUCGCGUAUGGGAAACUCCUCAUCUAAUCAGCAAGACAACUCCUACCAUAAGAUACGGUCAUUCAUCUGUACUGUUUGGUGAUAAAAUAUAUGUUUAUGGUGGUGUAAAAAUAGAUGGCACAGUGUGCAAUGAACUGUGGGCUUAUGAUAUUAGUGCCAAGUCGUGGGAAAAUGUAACGGUUAAUACUGGGUCAUGUGAACGUAACCUAGUCAACAUCGGUUUCACAAAUCAGGCGCUCUGUGGACCAUUGCGUAGUGCAGGACAUACUGCGACUUUGGUACCGCCUUCAUUUAUUCAGCAGACUUCCGGAUCCGGCAGUCGUUAUGUAACAGAGCGAAUGAUUAUUAUCUUUGGACAUUCCCCUACAUAUGGAUUUUUGAAUUUCGUACAAGAAUAUUAUUUUGGCACUAGAGAAUGGGCAGUUGUAAAAACCAAAGGAUAUCCAGUCAAAGGCGGAUACGGUCACAGCGCCGCCUGGGAUCCUGUAACUGAACGUAUACUUGUCUAUGGUGGUUAUGUGUCGAUGAGCCCAUUGCAAUCGGCAUUGUCCUCUAAGCUAUAUUCUUACGAUCCUUACACGCAUACAUGGUAUUUAAUGAGUAAUGGUCCGAGUGGUAGAUUUUUACACAGUGGUUCGAUGUUGGGUUCUUUAGGUGGUUUAAUGUUAAUAUAUGGUGGAAACAUACAUAACGAUACCGGAAUUAAUUCUCCAAUGGCUGGUGCUCAGUGUUAUGCAUCACAGCCUUUGUUAUAUGAUACUUACUGUGACUCUUGGAUACACAUGACAUUGCCCACAAAUCUAUUUACCAGCAUCAUGCGAUUUGGACACUCGGCUAUAACAUUUGAAAAGUCCACUUAUAUUUACGGUGGAUUUAACGGUCAAAUGCUUAAUGACAUAAUAAAAUUUACUCCUGGAAAUUGUUCGUCUAAUAAUAUGAUAACUAGUUGUUUAAAUAGUCACCAUUUUGGUGUAAAAUGUAUUUGGGAUAAUAAAAAAGCUGCUUGUUUGUCAUUCACCGAAAUCACUAUGACUACUCCAGGAUUUGAUUAUGAAUCGACAUACAGCCGUUGUCCAGAUGAAGGUCUAUCACAAGUCAAAGGCAUUUUAAUGCAAUGUGGUCAUCAAACUACUUGUGAAUCUUGCGUUCAUACCCAUCGAUGUGGUUGGUGUCCGUCUUUGAAUACUUGUAUUCACGAAAUUGAACAGUGUGCAACAAUGUUCAAAGAAGGCAUGGUGUUUAAUAGCGAACGUCCAAUAACGUCUGGAUAUCAGUGUAUGAAUGAAAAUGCUGACCACAUGCGUUGUAGCCAUCUCCAUUCGUGUCAGUCUUGCGUCACACAUACUGGAUGUCAUUGGAGUUCUAAUCUUGAAACUCCAAGUCCAGUGUGUACGCCCAUCAUUAAUCUUACUAUGGCCUACGACACAAAGUCACCAGACGUUUGCGAGAGUGUUUGUGAUCAUUACACAGAAUGUACAAAUUGCACAAAAGACGAAUGUAUUUGGUGUCAAAACAAUGAACGAUGCAUCGACAAAAAUGCAUACACAUCUUCAUUUCCUUAUGGUCAAUGUAGAGAGUGGACUACUGAUGAACACCGUUGUCGUCCAUCUCCCGUAAUAUUAGGUAAUUCUCAAUGCAAUUUCUAUCGCACAUGUGUUGAUUGUCGAGACGAUCCAGAGUGUGGUUGGUGCGACGACGGUUCUGGAACCGGUCUGGGGUCAUGUAUGGCAGGCGGUAGUACACCACCUCAAUCUUGCUCCUUAAACAAAUGGUAUUUCACACAUUGUCCUACUUGUCAAUGUAACGGUCAUAGUACUUGUAUGAAUAAUACUGAUGUCUGCAUACAUCCGUGUUCAAACUUUACAGAAGGUCGAAAUUGUGAAACUUGUAUUAAAGGUUAUUAUGGAAAUCCAAUUAACGGCGGAGAAUGCAAAGAAUGUCGUUGUAACAAUCAAGGAAACCAGUGCAAUCAAGAGAAUGGUAAAUGUUUUUGUACGACAAAAGGCAUUGUCGGAGACAAUUGUGAGAAGUGUGAUACGAAUAAUCAUUAUUUGGGCGAUCCCUCCAAUCAUGGCUCCUGUUUUUAUGAUCUGACAAUUGACUAUCAAUUCACAUUCAAUCUCUCCAAAAAAGAUGAUCUCAGAUUUACACAAAUUAAUUUUCAAAAUUCUCCUUCCAAGUCCGACGUUGAUGCUGAUUUUAGCAUAACAUGUUCGGUGAUGGCAAAAAUGAACAUCACAGUUAAGCCAGCAUACGGCGUAGAAAAAAUGGUACUGCCUCUUCAAAACUGUUCGAAUUUUAAAACUAAAUUCUUAAAGUCUGAUUAUAUGUUUGGCACUGACGGAAAUAUAACUCUAACAACGUUCUAUGUUUAUGUGUAUGACUUUAAACCUCCACUCUGGAUUCAAAUAUCGUUUUCUCAGUAUCCUAAAUUGAACCUACAACAAUUUUUCAUCACUUUCUCAUCAUGUUUCUUACUACUACUGUUAGUGGCCGCAAUACUAUGGAAACUCAAACAGAAAUAUGACAUGUAUCGUCGCAGACAGAGAAUGUUUGUAGAAAUGGAACAAAUGGCUAGUAGACCAUUUUCAGUAGUAGAAGUAGAAAUAGAAAAACGUAAUGCUGACACCAAUAGUCAUAUACCAACUAUAUCGGUUUCGAAUAACUUAAGAAAACGUAAAAUAGAUGUGCCUAAUCCUGUGGCCUUAGAACCCUGUGCCGGUAACAAAGCGGCAGUGUUGACAUUACUUGUAAGACAGCCUACUGGGAACGAUCAAUAUACACCACAUGGCCAUUCGGGUCUUGCAAUAGCAUCUGCUCUCGUAAUAGUUGGUAACGUUCAACAAUCCAAGACUAAUGGUAUAGACAGUAGUUCGCCUUUACCUGCUAAAGAAGAUGUCCGUUGGACAGGCAGAGGUUUGAAAGCCAGUCAACAUCCGAGUGAAGCACGCAUAUAGACAAAUUCUCAUUUUUAAUAUUUAAACUAUUUUUCUUAUAAUUUAGUUAUUGUUUAUAAAUAGUCCAACCUGAUAAGACUGAUGAAAUCGUAUAUUUAUAUGGAGCAUUUACUGAUGGUUGUUGACCAAUAGAUAUUUGAGAUUCAAUUUCUAAAAUUAUUAAUUAACAACUUCGAUGAGUGAUAUAAUUCUUUCUGAUUUUAUAUUGUUGUAAAUGACUUAAUCACUCGUCGUGUAAACUAUAUAAUUGACACAGCCUGCCUGAGAAGUGUGUGUUUCUCUGUUCGUGAUAAUUACAACUUAUUAAACUGUUCCAUUGUACAUCUCUAAUUGGUCAACAAUUUUGUGAUAUCAGUUCUAUAACAAAACAAUUUAUAUUUUGAUUUACUUAUCUCAUUAUUUUGAAACAUUAUUUAACAGAUUAUUCAAAACUUAGUAUACAUUCCGAUACGAAAAAAGUAACUGAAGAUAAGUAUUUAUGUAUCACUUCGUUUUAAUGGUAAUAAGUUUUUAGAAAUUAAAUGUAUUAAUGCACUACUGUGCUAGUAUUAGAUGUUGAUUUUUUUAAUAUAUAUUUACCAUUUUUUUUCUAAUGUGUUUUGAGACAUUUGGUCACUUACAUUUACGGACUUUAUUUUGGUCUCCAUGAUAACCUCUCGCUUUUAGAAAAUUCACUUUCCCCGUUCGGUAAUCAAGUUUAUGAUAUAAGUAUAUUCAUUGUUACUAUAAGUAAUUUUUUUCUGAAUAUGACAAUUAUUACUUUUACUAUGCUGAUAUCAUGUUCACUGGUUUAUGAAUGGAGACCAAAAAAACUAAUGUCAUAAACAUUGUAAAAGCUGUUCUCAUUAAUAAUCUUAAUUGAGAAUUUAUUCUCUAAUAAUUGUAUUAUUAUAUAUAAUAAUUAUUUUCUGUGAUUUUAGAUAUUUGCUUAGGUAAUAAUAUUGUUGAGCAUAUUGAUUUCUGUGUUAACUAUAUAAUGUAAUAUUAAUUUAUGUAAAUAUAUAACAUCCUCUUAACGCCUAAU